Hypanus sabinus (Atlantic stingray) is the source of this 9279-nucleotide messenger RNA. RefSeq names its product vacuolar protein sorting-associated protein 26B-like. The transcript has 6 exons. The record is from RefSeq and is a predicted model, not a curated record. Gene Ontology annotation, biological process: retrograde transport, endosome to Golgi; intracellular protein transport. Lineage: Eukaryota; Metazoa; Chordata; Chondrichthyes; Myliobatiformes; Dasyatidae. Gene Ontology annotation, cellular component: endosome; retromer complex. The coding region runs from base 360 to 1361 and encodes 333 amino acids.
AGGAAGAGAAUGUGUUCUGGGUGGGAUGGUUGACGUAUGUGUGCCCGCUAAAUCGUUGGGGCAUAUAGGCGCAUGCUCAGUGGAAGGGAACACGGAAUGUUAACAUAUGGGCGCGGGCGCAUGCGCGGUAAGCGGAACGGUGGUAGUUGCCGAGGAUCUGGACAGGUUUUUAGGAGGGGAGAAGAGCCCAGCGGGUUCGGAGUCAGCCUGGCAACACUGGUUCACUCUCAGGUUUUUCUUUCCCCCAAGCCUUGGCCACUUUCCUCAAAACAAGCCGAACCGUGUGCUGUCCACGUCCCAAUUCCCUUCCCAGCUGAAGGCCUCCCCUGUCGCCAGGCGCCCCGACCUGUGGGAACAUCAUGAGCUUCUUCAGUUUUGGGCAGAGCGCGGAAAUUGACGUGGUGUUAAAUGAUGCCGAGACACGCAAAAAAGUGGAACAUAAGACUGAAGACGGGAAGAAGGAAAAAUACUUCUUGUUCUACGAUGGAGAGACAGUGUCCGGGAAGGUGAACGUCAGCCUAAAAAAUCCAGGCAAAAGGUUCGAGCACCAAGGGAUAAAAGUAGAGUUCAUCGGUCAGAUCGAGCUGUACUAUGAUCGAGGAAAUCACCAUGAGUUUGUAUCUCUCGUUAAAGAUCUGGCCCGACCUGGUGAGAUGACACAAUCCCAAACAUUUGACUUUGAGUUUACACAUGUAGAGAAGCCAUAUGAAUCAUACACUGGUCAAAAUGUGAAGUUACGGUAUUUUCUGAGAGCAACCGUCAGUCGCAGGUUAAAUGAUAUUACAAAGGAAAUGGAUGUCAUUGUUCACACUCUGAGUACCUACCCUGAGAUGAAUUCAUCUAUCAAAAUGGAAGUUGGAAUUGAAGACUGCCUACACAUUGAAUUUGAAUACAACAAGUCAAAGUACCACUUGAAGGAUGUAAUAGUUGGAAAAAUAUAUUUCUUACUGGUUCGCAUCAAAAUCAAGCAUAUGGAGAUUGACAUCAUAAAAAGGGAAACCACAGGAACUGGACCAAAUGUGUUUCAUGAAAAUGACACAAUAGCAAAGUAUGAAAUAAUGGAUGGAGCUCCAGUCAGAGGUGAAUCCAUUCCUAUUAGGCUUUUUCUGGCUGGAUAUGAAUUGACUCCAUCAAUGAGGGAUAUCAACAAGAAGUUCUCUGUACGGUACUACCUCAAUCUUGUUCUCAUUGAUGAGGAAGAAAGGAGAUACUUCAAACAGCAGGAAAUCACUUUGUGGCGAAAAGGAGAUAUAGUUCGAAAGAGUAUGUCCCACCAAGCUGCUAUUGCAUCACAGCGUUAUGAAGGGUCAGCAAAUGCUGAAAACAAACCUUUGAUUGCAAAUCAAGAUUCAGAUAACUAGUUCACAUCUCUGCCUCCAUCUUGGUUUCUAGAUUAGCAAUAUAAACUGCAAAACAGAAUAUCAAUGGACAGAAAUGAGUAUUCAAAGUUGGUUUUAUUUUCUUUCAGAAGACACCCUCAAGACGAGGAGAUGGACUGAAAGUUAAAUUGUUGCCUCUGUUUUAAUAUCAAGUUAAAACAGUUUUUGUGUUGCUUUAGAUGUGUGAUGGAGCAGACAAAUGCAAGCAAAGCUUCAGAUCUGUGUCCCUCUACCAAGAAUCUGAUGUUCCUCGCACACGUUAGUUUUCAUCUGCCAUGAACACCCUGAAUGCAACUUUGAUUUAUUAGCUAUGCUGUGUGGAAAAUCAACAAAUCUCCUUUCAAUUCUUUUUUUGUAUUGGGUCAAUUCUACUCUGUGUUUCUGGUUUUGUAUCAGAAAUAUUUGGAUGUUACCAGUAACAAUGCACAAAAUGUCCUUGUUGCUAAAUGGGAUCAGUAUACUUGGGUACCUGAUGGUUGGCAUUGACCAAAGAAACUGGUUAUUUGCUGUGUGAUUCUUUUAGUUGCUUUUACAUAGUUUUUUAAUCUGUGCUUCUAAAUGACAUUGAUGUUUAGCAAAUAGAAAUUCAGAAAUAAUUUCCAGAAAUACAAGAGAUCAACUUGUUCUGAAAAUUAGUUUGAAUGCUUGACUUCCAAUUUUAUUGAGACAUAUUUUUGCAGGAUCAGUGAUUUGCAUAUGUGUAUGUUUUUUUUUAAAUUCCAAUUAUUUUAAAGUAGAGUUGCCCUUUUUUUCCUGAGAAUCUUGGUCAGAUUUUAAUUUUCUAAUUUUCACUCCAGACAAGAGACUUGCACUGUGUAUGAGUAAGGCUAGAAGCACAGAUGUUCUUAGGUGGGCUUUCUUAUUAAAGAUAACAUCCCUUUCACACAAGGCAAGUUCUUUUGAUGUUUAUAGUAAAUUGCUCCUUUUUGCAGGAAUUACACAAAGAAUUGCAAUUUAAUCGUACAAUUAUUAAUGUUCAAUGCACAAUUAUAGGUCUUUAUUAGUACAUUUAAAAACUACUUAAUUUAACACAACCAUUUUAAAGUUAGUUAAAAUAGCUGGAUUCGGGAAAAGAGAAGAUAUUCCCAAUGACAUCAGGCAAUCUGAAAUUGUUAAUUAUGCAGCUAGUUAUUUAAUUUCUGACUGAAGGUGGAGGUUAAAUUUCCAUUAUCAGCUACUUUAAAACUUCCCUCUGAGGACAAAUGAUGUCAACAUGUGCACUUCAGGGGGAAAAGUCAUUCUUAAAUCCAGAGCAAGUUAUUACUGUUGUUGGUGACAUCCACUUUUGUAUGGGAUGCCAUUUAUUUUCCUUUUGUUUCCACCUUUUCCUAAAAAGCCCUUUAACGUAAUCAUGUAUCUACGCAAAAUGAAACUAAUUAAAUUUGCUCAAAUAGCUGCUGUAUCUGAGAGACCAGGACCUGCUUGCUAUUUUGAUCUGUUAUGCAGAUUUCUACACUUGGUUGAUUCCUAGCUGUGUUAAGAUGGGAUUUGUUUCUGACUAGGUAUUGGAAAAGGAGGAAUAUGGAAAAAGUGCCUUUGGCAACUGAGAGAUAAGGAGACUUGUGAUUUUGUGGACUGCUUGAUUCCUAAAUAAAGUCACGUUGAUUGGUUAGGCCAUAAUUUAGGUUGGAAAUCUGGCUAAAAAUUUGGAUUUUGGGAAUGGAGGUUGGUGUAUCAUUCCCCUCCUUCAACUGCCUAUCAACCCUUCUCACCUGGAUCAGCCUUAUCACCUGCCAGUUCUUGAUCCAUCCCUUCCCCCACCUUUUUAUACUGGCCAUCUCCACUCUUUUAGUCCCAUUGGAGGAUCUCAAAUUGAAAUACUGACUGUCAGUUUCCCUCCAUUGAUGCUGUGUGACCAGCAGUUUGUUGCUCCUAAAUAUCAUCUUGUAUCUGCCACUAUGGAUGAAAAUGCCUUUGUACAGGGAUUUAAAAGCAUUAUUUACUGCGGUUUUAAACAUGUAUAAAGGCAUUUCUGGAUAAAAUGCUUUAAAGUACUUGCAAUAUGUCUACAUUUUGACUACAUGCUUGGCUUUGAGUUUCCAGUUAUUACAUCACUUUAUUUGUCUACACCUACUGUAAGCUGUCUUCACAGUUCCACUGGUAGCUCAUUGUAAGACCAAGGGGAAAACGCCAUCUUCUGACUAGGCACAUUAGAUUUAUGGACUCUACCCAAAUAAAUUAAAAAGUGUCAGCACUUCUGGCCUUUUCUCAGAAUUUUAGCUGUCAUUCCACAAUGCUUGGGGUCCUGAUGAGUCUCAGCCUGAAAUGCCAUCUGUUUAUUCCCCUCUGUAGAUGCUGCCUAAACUGCUGCUGAAGUUCCUCCAGCAUGUUGUGUAACUAUAGAUAAACUAACCUUUUGCCACCUCCUUCCACCUUCCCCUUUGUUAUUUAUUCUCUGCCUAUCGCCAUUGUAGAGAUUCCAAUCCCCAUAUCUUCUGCGUCAAACUUGUUUCCCCCCAUUUCAGUUAAUGUUUCUGCUUUACGAGCUUUCACCUGUCUCCCUUGCUGCAUGCUGCCAGAUUAGCCGCAUGUGGAAUUUUCUGUUUCUAUUUAAGAUUUCCAGCAUUAGUAGUAUUUUUGUUCAGUCAAUUUAUGCAUCGGUAUAGAGGGCAUCUAAAAUAUAUCUCCCUAGGUACGUUUGUAUUAAAAGCAAAGCCACUGGUUGGUAUUUCAGUUUACAAAAGGACAAUUUUAAAUGUGAAGUAUUUAUGUGCUGUCAAUAAUGGAGUAAUUGCAAAAAGACUUAAAAUCGCCUUUUACUGAUAUUAUGUCUUUGCUUUGUUCUGAGAUCUAUACUAGUUUAUUAACCUGUUUUGCCAUUAAUAGCAAAGACUAAUCUAGUGAGGUGCAACUGAUUUUAUGAAGUUGUUUGUGCUUCUAAAGUUAUUACUUGCCUAUUGUUGUACUAAUAAUACAAUCACAAAGUGUAAUCCAAUCUGUUACCAGUAGUUUUUACAGAUUAAAGAGAUUUCAUUAGAAAUGCAAGCAUGAUUUUUGCAUGUUAUUUGGUGUCAAGUAGCCACCUUGCAUGUGCUGCUCAGUAGCUUGUGUGUUCAAGUGUCACUCUGAGUCCAUUUCUCAGAUGAGACAUUAAAAUUUAAACAUCUACCUCUUGUGUAUUUAAAAAAAAUCACAAGAUUUAUUUUGAAGAAUGAGCCUGAACUAGCAGCAUUAAGGCUAAUUUGCUGAUGUGAUAUUGGGCUUUGUUAUGUGCAAGUUGGUUGCUACACUUCAAAAGCACUUGCACUUAGUAUAAUUUUUUUUAUUGUCAUGAGGCCAUACAAGGCACUAUAGAAAAGUUUUUCUUUAAAAUGGGUUUUUUAAAACUCUAUAAUUCGGGAAGCUAUAUUAAAAUCAACAUUCAACUAAGCAUGUCCAGUUGGACAAAGUUCCGUGUGUUUUUCCUUAAAAUUAUGCUAGUUUCCUGAUUUGAAAUUUCUUUUGCAGUUUUUAUUGAAAUAUUGCCUUGUAUCUCAUUGCCUAAUUUCUAGCCACGAUGAUUGAGUAGUUUAAUGAUUCUUUUGCUUGGAGCUUAAAUGAUAGCUGACAAGAUACAAUUUUGUUUCCUUAUGACAUUGAUGCAAUGGGCCAUUUUGGCCUUUUGCUGACAUCCAUACAGCUCACAGAUUAAUCCCAUCUCCUUACUAUUUUCCUAUAACCUUUUCUAUCCAUAUUUCCUGUCAGCUUUUCUCCAGAUCCUAUCAUUUGUCUAUACAGUUUGGAGGUAUUUGCAGUGGCUAGUAAAUUGUCCAAUCCACACUGAUUUUAGGAUGUUGGUAGAAACUGCAGCAGCUGGGGGAGGGAGGAAGCCACACACUCGUAAGUUAGAAAAUACAAGCUCCACACAGUGUAAAUAGAAGCAGGGUUGUUGGAGCUGAGACAGCACCUCUGCCAGCUGUACACAGCCACAUUUGAACUUUUAAAGUUAAUUGCAUAAAACCUCACAUGGGAAGAGUUUGGAGCUUUGAGAGUAGUGGUGAAGAACCUGAGAAAACAAUGCAGCUUGGUGGUUCCUGUGCACCAAAUUAAAAGCAUAUUUACGUGUAAAUGCGAUACUUUUCAAACAGUCUUCAUUAUAAACUGAGGGUUGGAAUGAUAUAAUACCACAUUCUAUGUAAGGAUGGGGGAGAUAAAUUGAUGCCCAAUUAAGUUCUGUUGGUUGUAUUUCAAUUAUAAAGCAGUCUGUAGAGCAAAAGUAUUGAAUUAUCAAACAUUUUUAUCCAAGAUAAUUAUGACCCAAAGCACCAUUCAGCUAAUUUCAGUACAAAUGGUACAUUGCUAACUUUUCCUUUGCUAUAACUAUAUAUGGUGUAUACUUUUUGUUCGUUUUAUGCUUUGUGGUACUAAUAUUUAGACAUUAGGAGACUAUCAGUCAAAAUACUUAGUGAAACAUUUUUUAAAGCCUGGAGUGCUAGAGAAUAUCAUUGCAAUCUUCAUAGUUUUAAUUCCAUCUUUAUUAAGACUAUAAAAUAAAGGAGCAGAAUUGGGCAAUUUGGCCCAUCGAGUCUGCUCCGCCAUCCCAUCAUGGCUGAUUUAUUAUCCCCCCUCAACCCCAUUCACCUGCCUACUCCCCAUAACCUUUGACACCCUAACUAAUCAAGAACUUAUCAAUUUCUCAUUUAAAUAUGCUCAAUGACUUGGCCUCCACAGCCACCCAUGGAAAUGAAUUCCACAGAUUCACUACCCUUUGGCUAAGAAAAAUCCUCCUCAACUCUUCUAAAUGGACAUCCCUCUAUUCUGAGGCUGUGCCCUCUAGUCCUAGACUCCCCUACCAUAGGAAACAUCCUCUCCACAUCCAGUCUGCCCAAGUCUUUCAAUAUUCAAUCGGUUUAAUUGAGAUCCUCCUAAAUUCCAGCAAGUACAGGCCCAGAGUCAUUAAAUACUCCUCAUGCACAUUUGGUUUUUGCAAAACCAAGGUUGAGAGAAGAGCAAGAAUGCAUUAAAUAGUUUGUGCUGGAUUUUCAAUCAGGAGGGAAAGUAAAUUUGUGCCAUGAAAAAGUUUAAUUUCUCCUGAGAAAAGUGUGCUACUGUGAAGACCUUGUCAAGCAACUUUCAGAUCAUUACUUUUCUAUUUUGGUGACAAAAUUAUUGCAGUAACUAUGUUGAGCUGAGCUUAACCAGCAAGUUAAUUAGUUGGAUACUAGAUAAUGACAUUCAAAACUGAAGUUGCAGCAGAAACUGGCAGUUUUCCAUAGCAUAUGCAAAGCCAUUGUCAAAGCAGCUUAAAAGGGAGUGAAAAUGUAUUUACAACUUGUAACUGUAAAUUUAAGUGUACACCUAUGAAACAAUGGCCAUCAUUGAAUAACUAUCAGCGUAUUUGUAUCAGUAGUUAAUCUGAAACUUUUAACAGUUGUUAAUGCCUACAAUUGUACAUGCCUAAGUCCAUAGUAAGUUUUGUCCUUAAUAUUGUACACGCAUAAUUAUUUGAAUCUUCAGUUUGCUAAGUAUGUAACUUCUAUAAUAAAGCAGAUUUGUAUAUUUUCUAUACUAGAUUUUACAAAGUGCAGCUAUCUUAUAAAAAGAAAGUUGAUGUUUUCAGUUGUAUCAAGGCUUGAAAUGCUAAAGUAAAAGUUGCCCUCCAUUCUGUUAACAGCAGCUUCUUUGUUAAUAUAUUUUCAUAGUAGAACUCGUGGGGUUUUAGAUGGUCGGUAGCACAAUGGUGACACUUGAGUUUGUUGGUUUUUGCUGCACACUUUAUGGUAAUAGGAGCUGGAAAGGCAUGUAAUAAAGCUAAUGUCACAAUUUGGAAACUUCAGUAUGCGAGGGGAUUGGGAAAAUCAGUUUGGUGUUUGAUUACAAGAGGAAUUUAUUGAAUGCCUAUGGGAUGACUUUUUAGAGCAGCUUACACUUGAGCCUACUUGGGGUGGGAUGGGGAGGCAACUAUCUUAGAUUGGGUAUUGUGUAAUAACCCAGAUCUUAUUAGGGAGCUUAAUGUAAAAGAACCCUUAGGAGGCAGUGAUCAUAAUAUGAUUGAAUUCAUACUGCAAUUUGAGAGGGAGAAGCAUAAGUCGCAUGUUUCAGUAUUGCUAUAAAAUAAAGGGAAUUACAGAGGCAUGAGAGAGGAGCUUGUCUAGGUUGAUUGGAGGAAAGUGCUGGUGGGGAAUGAUGGUAGAGCAGAGAUGGCUGAAGUUUCUGGGAAUACUUCACAAGGCACAGGAUAGAUGUGUCCCACAAAGGAAGAAGUUCUCAAAUGGCAGGGGUAGGCAACAGUGACUGACAAAGGAAGUUGAGGACUGCAUAAAAGCCAAGGAAAGGGCAUACAAGGUAUCAAGUGAUUGGGAAGCUUUUAAAAUCCAACAAAAGGCAACUAAAAAAGCUAUCAAAAGGGAAAAGAUGAAAUAUGAGGGCAAACUAGGCAAUAAUAUACAGCAGGAUACCAAAAGUGCUUUCAGUUAUAUAAAGAGUAAAAGAAAGGUGAGAGUUGAUAUUGGACCACUGAAAAAAUGAUGCUGGUGAUGCAGUAAUGGGGGACAAAGAAAUGGCAGAUUAACUUAAUAAGUCCUUUGCUUCAUUCUUCACUGUGGAAGACACAAGCAGUGUGCCAGAGGUCUGUGAGUGUCAGGGAGCAGGAGUGAGUGUGCCAUUGCUAUUACAAAGGUAAAAGUGCUUGGCAAACUGAAUUGAUCCUGUGGAUAGCUAGAGGCUUUUUUUCCCAGGGCUGAAAUGGUUAACAUGAGGGUCAUAGUUUUAAGGUGCUUGGAAAUUGGUACAAGGAAGAUGUCAGAGGUCAGGUUUUUUUACACAGUGGUGGGUGCAUGGAAUGCACCACCAGCGAAGGUGGUGGAGGCCAAUACAAUGGGGUCUUUUAAGAGACUCUUAGAUAGGGACAUGGCAUUUAGAAAAAUGGAGGGUUAUGCACUAGGGAAAUUCUAGGCAGUUUCUAGAGCAGGUUACAUGGUCGGCACAACAUUGUGGGCCGUUAAGAGCCUGUAAUGUGCUGUAGAUUUCUAUGUUUCUAUUUCUGUGUAACAAGGUGGAUAACUUACCUGGACCAGAUGACUACAUCCCAGAGUCCUGAGAGAGGUUACUGAAGAGAUAAUAGAUGCAUUGGUCAUGAUUUUUCAAGAAACACUCGAUUCUGGCAUGGUCCUGGAAGACUGGAAAAUUGCAAAUGUCACUCCACUCUUUAAGAAGGAAGGAAGACAAAAAAGAGGAAAUUAUAGGCCAGUUAGCCUAACCUCAGUGGCUGGGAAAGUGUUGGAAUCCAUUAUUAGGACAAGGUUUUAGGGUACUUGGAGAUUAAAUGAUAAAAUAAGUCAAUUAGUAUGUAAAGGGAAAUCUUGCCUGAAAAAUCUGUUGGAGUUCUUCGAAGAAGUAACAAGCAGGGUGGACAAAGGAAAGGUAGUAGAUGUCAUUUACUUGGAUUUUCAGAAGGCAUUUGACAAGGUGCCUCACAUAAGGCUGCUUAACAAGAUAAAGUCUUAUGGUGUUGUUACCUGGAUUGGGGAGCAUGCCUUAUGAGAAUAAGUUGAGUGAACUCGGCCUUUUCUCCUUGGAGUGACAGAAGAUUAGAGGUGUAAAAGAUGAUGAGGGGCAUUGUGGAUAGUCAGAGGCCUUUUCCCAGGGCUGAAGUGGUUGCCACAAGAGGACACAGGUUUAAGGUGCUGGGGAGAAGGUAGAGCAGAGAUGUCGAGUAAGUUUUUUACGCAGAGAGUGGUGAGUGUGUGGAAUGGGCUGCUGGCACCGGUGGUGGAGGUGGAUAUGAUAGGGUCUUUUAAGAGACUUUUAGAUAGGUACAUAGAGCUUAGUAAAAUAGAGGGCUAUAGGUAAGCCUAGUAAUUUCUAAGGUAGGGACAUGUUCGGCACAACUUUGUGGGCUGAAGGGCUUGUAUUGUGCUGUAGGGUUUCUAUAUACUGGCAUGGAUAGAGAAAUGGCUGACAGGCAGGAGGCUGUGUGUGG